Schistocerca nitens (vagrant locust) is the source of this 981-nucleotide messenger RNA. RefSeq lists its product as uncharacterized. Bases 1 to 981 code for a protein of 326 amino acids. The record is from RefSeq and is a predicted model, not a curated record. The transcript has 3 exons. Lineage: Eukaryota; Metazoa; Arthropoda; Insecta; Orthoptera; Acrididae.
AUGGAUAUUCAUGUUCUUCAAAGCCAGCCCGCCCAGAAGGUCGCGUUUAAAGACUCUUCCACGGUUCGUGUGGGUAAUAAACUUGUUCGCAAUAAGCCACCCACCCAGCCCUCUGCUAUGCGACCCGAGCGUACUUCAAACGCUGUAAACAGUAAUGUACAGACUGCAAGUGAAGCGGGAGUUGUUGUUCCACCCGCCCAACCCACGAGUUGUCAUUUGGUCCGCGGCGGGUUCCAGCCGCGCCUUCCGACUUCGCUGCCGCCCCCAGGGCAGCAGCAGCAGCCGUCGCCGCUACCACGCCGACAGCCCGUCCCGUUGAUGCCUCCCGCGCAGCUUCAUACGGGAGCGCCCCAGGUGGUCGCUCCGGCGCCUGCGGUCCCUCUUCAGUCGCCACCGCCUUCGGAGCUGAUGGACGUCGACCCCUCAGCCGGGCCGCCUUCCCAAGCGGUGGCUGUGCAGCCUGUCCUGCAGCCGCUUUCCUUGGGCACCCCCAAGGAGUCUGACACCGCAGCGCCUUGUCCGGCGCCCACUCAGCAGCCGUCGACGCAGCGUCAGGAGACGCUGCCUCUCUUCGUGGGUCCCGACGCCCCGUCGCGUCCAGUACCAGAAGCUGCGCCCGUGGUCACAGGCGUGCACCCUGACCUCGGUUUUCAGUCGGUGUUUCCCGAGGCCCCGCGCAGCCAAUGCUGGGGUGCGGACCGGGGACUGCCACCGACAACAGUCUCCGCCCCGAAGUCGGCCAGUGUUGGUCGAGGUCGGGCCGCAUCGAGCGGCGCAUGCGCGCAGCGUGGCCGCGCCGGCCUUGACACAAUGCGCCGCCGCCGAGCGUUGCCCUCGGCCGACUCUCGCUGCCCUGCCCUGCGCGCCCGGCUGCGGCUGCGGCUCUACGACCGUCCCUUCCUCCUUCCGGCGCGCCGCUACAUGUUGCGCAAUAUUGCCGUAGCACGCGCCCCUGCUUGGACUGGAGCGCUGAGUUGUUAA